UGCUUAUUGGAAAGAGGAGAUUUGUCAUCUGCUUUUUUCUUUUAAUGAACAUAGAUCUAUUUUUGCUGGGCUUUUCUUUCAAUAUAGAUGGUUGUUACAGAUUCUUGUCUUUUUCCUCCUUCGAUUAUGAAGGUUCGAUUCACAAACAUGCACGGUGUGGACCAUAUUUUGGAACUCCACCAAGAUUUGACCGUGGAUAAAGCCAAAAUCAAAUGUUUGGACUAUUUCCACAACUCGGCAGAGAGUAUGAAAAUGUCGUUGUAUCAUAAAUUGGUUUUAGUACGAAAUGGGAAAGUUUUAACUGAAGGGUUGUCACUUCAACAAGAAGGAGUUAGAGAUAAUGAUGAAAUUUUAUUGUUGAAGAAAAGAAUACAACCUUCACCUUAUGAAGCCUCAGACAAACAAAGUAGAGAUGAUAGAAAAGGACCAGAUAUGGAAACCAUUAAACGUGCCACUGCCAAUAUACCUAAAUCAGCUGUUGAAGCUGUACAAGAAGAUGCAACUUUAAAUGUAGACUUUCAAACAGAAUUAAGACGAAUUCUUAUAUCAUUAAUAGAUGCAUCACAGAGAAUUUUGUGUUUAAAUCCAGAAGCAAGUAAAGUUUUUAAACAGGCAGAAGAUAUUUUGAAUGAACCAAGUAAAAAGCCAAAAGUCGACACCGCUACCUUAAAACAACUAACAGAUAUGGGUUUUCCUGGAAAUAGAGCCAGAAAAGCUCUCAUACUUAAUAAAAUGUCUGUAAUGUCUGCAAUGGAAUGGUUACUACAACAUCAAAAUGAUGCUGAUAUAGAUGAAGAUGUACCAGAACCUGAUACAGAUCAACCGCCACCUGAGGAAGAGGGAGCUGUAGGAGGAAUUGAAAGUGCAUCAGGAGAAAGUCCAAAAGUCACUAAUAUACGACAAUCACUGAAAGCUUUUAGAAAACGAGAAUUUCGGCCAAAUCCUCGGGCAUUACAGAAAUUAUUAGAAAUGGGUUUUGAGGAGCAGGAAGCUGGUGAUGCACUAAGAGUUGCUAGAAAUGAUCAGGAUGCUGCUUGUGAGUGGUUGCUAGGAGAUAGGAAGAUGAGACCAGAGACAAUUGAUGAAGGUUUAGAUACAAAUAGUCCUAUAUAUCAAGCCAUUAUUGCUAAUCCUACAGUACAGUUAGGUCUAAAUAAUCCCAGAUGUCUUUUAGCUUUUCUACAGAUGUUAGAGAACCCUGUAGCAGCCAGUCAGUGGUUAAAUGAUCCAGAAACAGGUCCUAUAUUAAUGCAGAUAUCAAAAAUAUACCAUGCUGAGAAAAACUCUAAACCACAGCUUACCUCCCUUUCGGUUCAUAAGUCAAGGUGAUAGCAGAAUAGGUAUUAACCCACAGAGUGUGCAAUACAAUGUGAUAUGUAUAUAUUUAUAGUAAUUACUGCCAGAUAGAUUUAAACAGAUCUAUUCUUUUAAAUCUUUACACCUUUAUUACCUUGACAAAAGUGUGUGUCAAAAACAGAGAACUAUAGUUUAAACCAGUGAUGGGAUUUCAAAAUUUUUCUUGUCGGACAUUUUUUUCCCGAAAAUAAAGGGGCAUAACUCUUAUCGUUAUUUAAGCAGACGUUUUCAAACCACAAUUAAGAAUCACUUGUCAACAAAAUAUUCAAAUUUAUACGUAAUAAAAAAAUAUCUUCACCUCGUUAUUUUUCAUGCUUAAUUCCCGUACGGUAUUAAAAUUUAUGUCAAUAAUAUUCUUACAAAAUUACAUGACAUCAUAAUACCAUAGAAUGAAAGUGUGACGACUACUGUCGACCGGUACCUGUUUUAAAUUCCCCCCAAAUUACCGUAUUUUUCGGGUCAUAUUUCGAUACGUUUUUCAGCAAAGACCGACAUUCAUCUCAUACUCCGUUUCGAUUUAUAUACGAAAGGAAAAAUAUGACAUCCCGAAAUUUAUUUCGUAGUAAACGUCGCUCAAAAACUAGCGAGGGACACCUACUGCAGCUAAAUAAUCGCAUUCGACUCUAGCACGCGCUAUCGUCUAAAACAAUUAACUAACCUUAUUCCAAUCGACAUAGUCGUCAGCAUUUCUUAGCGUGUUUAUUUAUUUAUUUAAAAACAUAAACCCCACUCAAAAUAUGAUCAUAAAUUCGACAAUAUGCCAUCAAAAUAGAAUCUUUUCUCUCACAUCAGGCGUAUUUGAUUCGGCACGUUUAAAUCUCUUAAUUUCACGUGUCUCGCGAGAUGACUACUUUCAUUUUGAGUUACUUUACUAAAACAAUUAACUAACCUUAUUCCAAUCGACAUGGUUGUCAACAUUUCUUAGCGUGUUUAUUUAUUUAUUUAAAAACAUAAACCCCACGUAUUACAUUCGGCACGUUUAAAUCUCUUAAUUUCACGUGUCUCGCGAGAUGACUACUUUCAUUUUGAGUUACUUUACUAGAACCAUGCGUGUGUGUGAAAUAGCUUUAUUUAACUUUGGCUUUCACCGAAGGAAUAUCACAGACAAGUUAUCGGAUACAAUGUAUAUUGAAUCGAAGCAUGUUGAAAGUUAUAAAGACUGUCUAUUGAUGUCUAUUACAAUAUGUGACAUCUAUAGUUUAUACAUAUUGUCGGCUCACGUCAAUGCGAUUAAUAUGUCCGACAAUGCAGAAACCACGAGGUUAACACGAGGAUUAAAAUUAUAAUCACAGUUAUUGGAUUGAUGAAUAUUCUGACAAAGGGGAAACAAUGACUUCUGUUUACGACUAGAUUGAUGAACUGUCCGACAAAGGAUUAAGUCGGUCAAUCAAGGCAGAUUAAGUAGUUAAUCAAGGUAGGUUAUUUAUAGACAGUAUAAAACGAUAAAUACGGUACGUUGAUCACUUAAUUACCUAAUCAAUCCAGCGUAUUAUCGACGAUAAUCGGGUUGAGUGGUUGUUACAAUUAGUAAACUAUUACUUUCAAAAUUUUGAAUAUUAUUCACCAUGUCUUGAUGUCCGAUUGGGCAUAUUCCCGGUCGGACAAUUUUGGGCGUUUGGAAAAAAGAUUCGGACAAGUCCGGAAUAUACGGGCAAAAUCCCAUCACUGGUUUAAACAUGCCCCACUGAUGUCAAUUAUAUGUCACUGUCUAUUUAAAUAAAUGAUUAAAGAUACAUUAUGGAAGAUUAGAUAAAGAGCUGGCAGUUCUCACUAUAAUAGUUAAAAACUAAAUGAUAUAAUAAAUUGAAUUUGCUGAAAAUUUCAGUCAAAUUGAUCCACUCUGAACCGAGAAUUUAGCAAUCAAAUUUUCGGCCUAGUCUUGAUCAUCACCACUGAAGUUGGUACGAUAGAAAACAAAGUCUCGAUUAUCCAUUUCAUCCAGUAAAUAUCGCAGCCUGGUGAUGACAUUGAGAGUUGAUUAUGGUCUGGAUAAGUUAAUUAAUAUCUAAUUAAUAAUUUAGAUAUCAUUUCAGGCCUAAAGAAAGACCUGCAAUUGGCAGAUUUAGCUCUUGCAUAAUGUAUGUUUAAAUGAAAUCAGUAGUUUUCACCCACACUAUCAGCAUUUUGAAUUUUAAAUAGAAGUUACCAUUUGAAAUGACUUGAUUUGAACUUAAACAUUGAUGAAAACAAUCUGCGGAGGUUGAAAAUAUCACAUUGUCUCCAAUCCGACGAGCAAACUGUUUACAAAUUGAUAAUCAACAUUUGGCCGUCGGCAAUCAUAGCAAAGCUAAGUAUUAAUAAUAACCAGUUAGAAUUUAGUUAAAGGGAUAACUUUUCCAUACUGUAUUUUGUUUCGAAAGAAAUAGCAGAAUUGAGUUUGUUUACUACUUUUUGUUUCAAUUUUAAUUUACUGUGUCAACACCUGAACACACAAUAUUGACUUUAUCUAUGGAUAAAACCCUUAGACUGAUAUGAUUAUUAUAGUAAACGGUUAAAAUCUGUUGUUCGUCAAGUUUUGCAUACAAUCCAACAUGAACAUGUCCGAUUUAUUUUAUGCGAACUGGCGAAGACCCCCCAAACCUCAGAGAAAAAAAAACAUUAUUAUAUCUUUUUUAUAAAUGGAUAUCAUAAAAUAUUAUGUUAAUCGACUCACAAGUAAAAUAAAAUAUAUUUGUUUGGUAUGGGUAUUAGAGUUUGUGAAAUUGAGAUGACAUCAUACUUUUUGCAGAAAUUUUUUGAUGGGGUCCCUUUUUAAUCCGACAAAUCCUAGCUUGGAGAUCAACUACCGUUGACGUUUUCUUUGAUUGAAUGUUGAAUAAUCAAUAAGAGUACAUUUUAGCUUAUAUUGAUAUGUCCACAAGAUGCAAAUGGCAAUCAGUGACUUUAUAAGGUAUUUAUGAUGUAAAUUUGUGAUUGAAGAGCUUCUCUCUGCUUAUAGAAAUAAUUUCCAAAACUGCAUCCGAUUCAGAGUCUGAUGUGCAGCUGUUGGGCAUAGUCUUUGCCCCGAACAUCUUAGGAAGAAAAAUCUUCAAUUUCCUCUUGACAUUGUUCGCCAAUAUCUUUCAAGGGAAAACCAUAAAAUCUCUUCUCCGCACAUGGCAGGCCCUGCUUCACUUGGACUUUUAAUUAGGUCUAACAAAGAUCUUCUCUUUCGUAGAAUCCAAAAAACUAUGGUACUGAUUUUUUUCUUUACUGUUUUCUGAGAUUCAGUAGGUGCAACUGUUUUAUCUAAGACACACUGAUAAUGACUCUCUUUACUGUAUUCUUAAAUUCAUUCAUGGAUAAUUCCAAAGUCAGUCUUUCAAAGUAGACUGUGAGGUGACCAGCCUCAAAUAAAACAAUAUUCUUUUUAAAUCUACAAGCUUUUGUUUCCGUAAUUUGGAUGUGUAAAUAUACAAGAGUGUAAUAACUUGAAUUCUUCAUUUUUUGCAUCAGAAAACAUUUUGAAUAGUUCUGGAAUUUGCUUGCAUGCCAUGGCCAGUUUCAUUACAGCGGUCUCUUUGGCAUGGUUUUGAGAGUAUCUGUGACAAUAAGAGUCUUGUCUGUUCCUCAGUAGGUUUAGCACCCUUGCAAUGAUGUUUUCUUAAGUAUUCCUUCCUGUGGAACUGUUUUCCGCAUUCUCCGCAUCCAAUAAAGGUGGUUUUGUGCCUUUUCUCUCAAUUGUCUUAAGUAGGUGACAUCGCCUCGACAGAAUUUGGCCACAUUCUUGACCAGCGUCCAUUUUGGUAUAAAAAUGGAAAUGAAAUGAAAUGAAAUGAAAAUGGUGACUAUGACAUCAGGUGUGUGAUUUUGACGUAAUGUCGGAGUGACGUACAUAAGUAUAUUAGUGGAAGGGUGUUAGUGUAACACCCAAUUGUUUAAUUAUUUGAUAGUCUAGAUAUCUACUAUCAAAGACACCAAGUAAGUGGGAAAAGUCAUAAUCAUUUAGACCAUUCUCAAUGCCAAUAUUGUAAUAUGCUAAAACUUAAGAACACAUUCUGUUCUAGUAAAACAGGCAAAUCUUAUAAAUGUUCCUCUAAUUGGACUUGCCAUAAUAAAAAUGUUAUCUACCUAGCUACUUACUUGUAACCUACGUCGUAAACAAUACGUUGGUAAAAGAAAAAGUUUGCAUCUUAUUGGACUAAAGGAACAUUUGCUAACAAUGAUUAUCGUCAACUGUAGCAAACUGCAAUACUUUUGACACAUUCUUUUUCCCACUUGAUUUUUGACCUUCUUUUUUUCUUCAACAAAUUAAUAUGUGGAGAGCUCGUAAGAUUUUCUGAGGGACUCUUUUUAAAAGUCCUCUUCCGUGGAUUCUGGCUACUUUUCCAUGGAUUUUCACGUUUUAUAAACCCUGCAAAGCUUAUUUCACGGGGGCCAUCUAGGAUCCUCUGCUGACAUUCCUUUUUCAAGCCUGUUACUGGCUUGCACGUUGAUCACCUCAUCACUAGCACCUGAAGUACCCAGCAUCGGUUCAAUAUCGUAUACAGGAUUAUCCGCAGAUUGAGGCACAGUGUCAUCACCACUGUUCAGAUUGGGCUUUAGCCUUUCACUGCCUUGACUUGGAAAUUCAACUAGGGUUGAAUGGAUGUAUUCCUGUUUGGAUGUGUGCAAUACUUUUGUAUUGUAUUUAGAUUUAGAUUGUGGUGGUCAAUGGCUCUGGCAGGCGUAAUACGGAAAUCAUAUUACAAAUAUAACAAACAUUACAACAAGGCGUACAUUGGCUCUAACACAAUUAACUACAAAUUAUCUCCCCUUGUAGUCCCUAAUGUCAUGUAACUUAAAGGGACAAGUCUGUCACACUUACCCUUUGACUAGAUGUGAAAAUGAGUCCUAACUAUACAUCUAGUCAACACUACACAACAUCAUCAGAAAUCCAUUGCUUUCAUUUAACAUCUGAUGCUAUGGCUGCGACUCUGCGCGUUUUAGCUAUUGGCUGGUUACGUAGAUCUACUGCUUGGCUUUGGCUACUAAUUUCUAACGGAUAUAGUAACUGGAUAGGUCUUCGAAGAACUGAGACACCACUCUUGGAAGAGACACGAAGAACGGCUCCACGAUUAAAUCCAUCUUUACCCAAUUUCCACAAAUUUUGUUUCUUGUUCUCGUCAUUUACUACAACAAUGUCUCCUACACUAAUAGACAUUUGACUGGAAUUGGCGAUAUUGCGGUGAGAGUUUCUGAGUUUAACAAAUAUUCUUGUUUCCACCUUGUCCAAAAAUGGCACAUAACACGAUUUAAAUGAUUAAGUCUUUUGCACAUUUGGUUAGGUUCUAAAGAAUUAAAAUCCAUAUCUGACAUGCCACUUAUUAGCUUUUCUAAUGAUGAUAUCAGUGUUAUUUCCUAAUUCUUUGACGGCUUUAUGAAGACAAGUUUUAAAGUUGUUCUUGGCGCGUAUUCUUCUAGGUGUAUUUUCUCUGAUGAUAUUCUGUGUGAUGUGGAUGAAUUCUUCAAGUGGUUGGCAUCGGGUGGGCGGAGGAGUCCAUCCGGAUGGUUUGCCGAAUGGACGAGGUACAUAAUUGGCGCUGUUAUGUUGAUUCCUAUGAAAGUGAUUAAGUCGAACUGUUCUUUAAAAAAUUUUACAAUCAGUUAUAAUAUUUAAUUCUUCAGUGGUAGAUGGUGUUGGUAUAAAAUUAAGGCCAAAGGAUAAUGCUUCAAGGUGAUUUUUUGAUAGUUGGAAAUCUGAUAAGUUGAUGAUAAGUGAUCAUUUCAUUCUCAUUAAGAUUUCUUUUCAGGAAUUUUCUUGGCAUUUCUGGGUCUUCUUUUGAAUUCUUCAAUGGCGUUAGUUAUAAUGGAAAAUAGGAGUUCUUUAUUCUCCUCACUGGCGUCAAUUUUUUGGAUUUCUUCCGUAACUUCUUCUAACUCUUUUUCGAUGGUGGUUUUGUGAUUAUUCCAAUAAUCUAAGCGGAUGACUGUCAAAUCUUUACCGAAAUUUUGAUGAGCCGCUUCCCAACGAAUUUGGAAGCGACUAGGAAAGUCUGGAGUUUGAGGCAAGGUUUUGUUCUGAUUGAGUCCUUUGGGUACGAACUGUUUUUCUAUAGAAAGGCUCAAAAAUGAGAUAUGAUUCUCACAUUUAAGUAGAUUAAACUUAAGUUUUCUGAAGACCCGUAGGUACGGGACCAGGUUGUCGGGAAGUUUCUUGCUAUUAGUGAAAGUAGUGGAGAAAAACGUAUCUGGAUCAAUCUCGUUUCUUCGACUUGGAUUCUCAUUAAUUAAUUAUAAAUAAACCAUACCUGAGAUGGAAAUGAAGAUUGAUCUCCAUCAACAUACUAUCAACAGAUAAAUCCAAUUUAGAUACUGCAGCCUUAACCACUAAAUUAGCUAAAUGUCAAAUACAACCAAGGUCCACCACUGUUGGUUAGUUUUCUUUUAUUCAGGAGAGUACAGAUUUUUUUCCCAUUCAUGACAUUAGCAUUAUCACUGCAGUAAGCCACCAAAUUCUCCCACUUUAAACCAUGAUCCCUGAAAAAACAAACAAUUUAAUCUUAUGAAUCAAACUAAAUCAAUUACAUUAGAAAGGUUAGUGUUUAACAGAACAGUAGUUUUGUUCUGAUUGUUACAUAAAUUGUUCAAAUGGCAUUUAAUAAUUGAACUGUAUUGUAUUCCAUAGAAUUGUGACCAGAAUAUUGUUAUUUCACAAAUUAAGGAGAACUAAUAUAAAAAGAAAUUUACUUGAAACUUUUAUCAAUAGUAUUACUAUUAAACAGGUGCUCUGAGGUUGAUAAAAUGCACAUUGGCAUGUCCAAAAAUUUAGUUACUGCCUUUUCCUGGGUAUAAUCUAGGCAUCUUACAAGAAGAGCCAUAUUCUUGUCAUGUCCUCUGUCAUUAGAUUCAUCCAGCAAUAAACUGAAUGAAUUGUAACACAGUUCCUUCACUUCAUUUAUGAAGUGUGGUGCAAGGGCACCUUUAACAAUCAUGGUGGUUUUUGUUUUUCCACCUUUCUUACCGGAAAAGAUACAUUCCACAGUUGAAUAGUUUUGGCAGGAAAACUGAAGACCUCUUUGUUUGGAAAUGCGGUAGGAAUCUGUUACCGUGUAGUAGAGCGGUAUACAGGUCCAUUUUGCGGCACUGCAGUGAGUGAAUCUGAUUUAGGGGGACUUUGCAGUCAUCUUAUAAUAGUAUUAAUAGCACCAUCUCUCUUUUGGUCAUAUCGUAAAUGUUUUACAUACAUCAUGAAGUCCACUACCAGAAUCUUCAGCUCUCCGAAAUCAAUAAGUGUAUGAAAAUAUUCUGGAUGUUGCACAUUCAGUUGUGCAUCAUUCAAUGUUAUAAACUGCUGAACAUUAUCAAAAUUCAUAGACCGAAGUUAGUUAUGAAUCUGUCCACGGUCAGCGUUGCCAAAGACUUUCAUUCACUCUUUUUGGCGUGAAUCUUUGCAGACUGGCCUUAUAGAAUGUGGAAGCCUGUCUCUUUUAAUUGUUUUGCUUUCCAAACAUAGUCUCCUCUUUGUCACUCUUUCUCUUGUUCUGGUCUUGACUCUUUGCUAUUUCUUCAUCUGAUUUCUCUAAUUUCUCUUUAUUAUGUAUUGGGGGGGUUGGAUGGCUGAAUGGUUAGCGUGCACGCGCUGUAUCAUAAAGUCUGUCAUUGAGUCGACUGGCGUGGUUUCGAAUCCCCGGUUGUACGUGACAACCUGUCCAACCUCGUGGGUUUUCUCCGGGUCCUCCGGUUUCCUCCCACUGCUAAAGACCCCUGGACGUUAAACCCCAUUUCUCUCUCUCUCUCUCAUUAUGUAUUGGAAGGGGCGUACAUAACGAUUUUGUUUGGGGGGGGGUCUUUAGCCAAAAUGCGACCGACUGAAGCCCAUACCCCUAGUACGAGUGACGCAGUCAGGAGCCGAGCACCACAGGUGCGAGUUUUGUAGGGGCCAUGUGCAGUGGCGGAUCUAGAUAGGGGUGGGGGGGGUCCAAAUCUAGGGCGCCACCCCAGCCACAAUCCCACCCCACAAUGAAUGUCAACAAAAUACAGGCUAUAACAUUAAGCGUCCCGGUAGAACAUAGAUGGUAUUGUAUAAUUAUAUAGUUGUUUGCCGAUCGUUGUCUCGCUGGAAAGCAGUUUUAUUUAAGUUGACAUAAAGUUUAUGUCAUAUAUGAUUGUGCCUAUAACACUGAGUAACCUGAGAAAAAUUGAGUCAAUAUCUUGGCAUUUGAGGUCAUUGCUGGGAGAAAUUCUUGUGGCUGAGAGGACCAGAAAUGUGAGUCAAUUAGACAAAAUCUCGAGAUCUGCCCUUGUCAAUUCCGCCUGUUUUGCAAGAGUUGACAGAACUUUUGUAUAGUCUGACGCCUCACGACCCACACAACAGUGCCAGUGGUACUACUAACAUAACUAGGCAGUUCAGUAUAACCGUGAAUAUGAAAGUGCUGAGACAACAGAAACAGAGUAGUGGAAGAAUGAUGUUAUAAUGGAAUUGAGCGCCGCAGGCUCGAAAAAAUUUCAGAUGUGUAACCGAGCUUUUAAUUUUUGAGACUGGGCCUGACAAGUUUAGUCAAUGUCAUGGCAAAUGGAUCCAAAUUCUCGUUAACGAGAGGAUAGGAAAUGGGACAGAAUCUUGAGGCCUAUCUGUCAAUGUCGCCUGUUUUGUGAGAGUAGAACUAACAAUUCUACAGUCUUUUGACCCACGACUCACUCACUAGUGGUACUACUAACUGGGCGAUUCACUGUAACUGUGAAUAUGAUAGUGAUGAGAUAGUAUAAGACAGAAAGGAGUUGAAGAAUGAUGGCAUAAUGGAAUUGAGCGCCGAUAUGUAACUGAGCUUUUAAUUUUGAGGACUGGGUCUGAGGGCACUUUACCUCAAUGGGGCGCUUACUUGGUCUCUGAAAUGCCCUGGACUUUGGGGAGAGAUUUUGCAGAAUUCUGAUGGUCAGAAAACACCCCAUUAAUUCAUUUAGUCUGAGACCGACUGCGGUGAGCACUUUUUUUUGAGACCGACUAUUUUUUUGCCAUGGGAUGAAAAACAUUUUUUUCAAACAUGAUAAGUCGACAAGGUUAUUUUAUACUAAAGUUUUGCGUGAGUAGAGUGACGUGUGCAGUGAGCACUUAUUUUGAUACCGACUGCUCAUAUCUUACGACCGACUGCACUGAUUUUGAGACCGACUAGUAUUUGAGAUCUAUUCUUGCAUUAUUUGUUUACCUCAUUAAUUCAUUAAGACGGCAAUGCAUAAUUUUGAGACCGACUGCAGUGACUGCACUUAUUUUGAGACCGACUAUUUUUCUCCCUGGGGGAAAUUUUGUUCUUAAGACUAACAUACUCACAAGAGUUUAUUAUGGUCUGGAUAAGUUAAUUAAUGUCGAAUUGAUAAUUUAGAUAACAUUUCAGGCCUAAAGAAAGACUUGUAAUAAGCAGAUUUUGCUCUUGCAUAAUGUAUGUUUAAGGUUUGGAAAAGUUAUCCUGUAAAUCAGUAGUAUUGUCAAACUUAACAACCCUAAAAACAACAGUGAUAGAUGGUAGAUAACCAUGAUAUACUGAAAUAUAUACAUGUUAAAAUUACAAGAUGCCACUGGUUUUAGAAGAGAAUAAGAUAUAGAAUUUAUUUCAAUACAAAUUUAUGUCAACACCACUUCCCUUCAUUUCAUUUAUCUUACUGUAAUGCAUCAACGUUUGUUUUGAAUGAUUUAAUCUUUAUUUGUUUUCUCUUUUAUGUUGACCUCAAAAAAUAUCAUAGCAAGUUGGUUUGUUUUAUAACCAGGGCCGGUGCUAGCUUUAGGGCAACGUGGCUGCCACCCCAGGAGGAGACUUCAUAGAGGCGGAGUACUGAUAUUUUAGGUCAGAGAAAGAUUUUCUGGAACAUUUAUAGAACUAUAUCAAUUUUAUGGAGGAAGGGUAGGGGGGGGGGGGGGGGGGGGAAAUCAAAUGAUUUAAUGCAUGCAUGUGACUAGACACUAGACUUGUGUGAGAAUCAGUUAAUGUUGAAUUGUGUAUUUUAUUGUAAAAUUAAGCAGAUUUACUGAGAUAGUUUUGAAGAGAACUUGUUUAUUUUAAAUGUUAAAAUAUGUAUUAAAACAAUGUUUUUAAUUAUACUUGAAAUAAAGAUUUUGUGUUAGAAUAUGUAA
Molecule: messenger RNA, 11380 nt
Organism: Patella vulgata (common limpet)
Lineage: Eukaryota; Metazoa; Mollusca; Gastropoda; Patellidae
Product: ubiquitin-associated domain-containing protein 1
Exons: 10
Coding region: 88-1329 (413 amino acids)
Molecular function (GO): protein binding
Source: RefSeq, a predicted model, not a curated record